GGCAUGAUUCAUCUGUUUUAAAGUCAGCAGCUCAGCACACCCAGAGGUUUGGAAUCAUUUAGGACCAGGAGAAGCUGAAGAUGAGGAAUGUUCUUGUGGGAGUAAUACUUGGACUUCUUUCAGUUGUCCAGGCAACACCAGUUAAAACCGUGACACAGAUACCUCUGAAAGCGGAGGACGAAGUUCUCCGAGAGGCAGUGACGGAUGGGUUUCUCGUCGAUCGAUUUUUCCCCCCCCAGCUCUCAAAAGAAUCACACAAAAACAACACAACCACACCAAGAUCCCAGCAAUCGACUUCCUCUGACCCCAAACAGGGUGCUGCAGGAGAGAAAAGCAAGGAGGAAACAAUCUCUGUGUUGAUUCAGCAUGGAGGUGACCGAAGGACAACCCCAGCCCAGAGUGUUCCACACUCCAACACGUCUACCACAGUGUCUACAAAAAAGUCAGACCUUUUGGACAUUCUCAACUCAGAUUUAGGCUCAGGAGAUGGAGACGCUGCUUAUGAAUCUGGAGCAAUAUCUACCUCCACCACAAAAAUAAGGAUUGCACCAACAAUCUCCAAGGCAACCGUUCAUCCACAACUGUUUGGGGAGAGUGAAGGAUCAGGGUCGGGGAUGAUGACAGAAACUACCGCUGAAUCAACAACCUCCAAACCCACCACACACCAUCCAACACUGUUUGUAGAGAUUAGUGAAUCAGGGUCAGGGUUGAUGACAGAAACUACGACUAAAUCAUCGACCUCUACACCUGCACCCAUUCAUCCACGAUCGUACAAUAACACUGAAAGACCAGAGACUUCAGAAAGCGCUACAACAACCAUUAUCAAACCAAUUACAAAAACUGAAGGAUCAACUGAAGGAUUGCCAGAAAAGUCAACAACUGUGAAAGAGGAAAAACAGACGCAGGAAGUUCUUAAGAAUCCUCUUGGAGUUCAUGACAAAACCACGACAUCAGCACAAAACGGUGGCAGCACUCCAGGUUGGAUCAUCAUCCUUGGUUUUAUCGUGGGUGUUGCAGCUCUCGUGAUGCUCUGUGUUGCCAUCGCCACCAGGGACAAGUGGAACGGUCCUAACCAGAUAUCACUGCCAGAGAACAAAGGUGGUCUAACAAACCAGCAGGGGGAGCUAGAGAUGGCGACAUUCCUGCCCAAAGAAGAGCCCAGAGAGAAUGGAAAGGCUGCAGAGUAUUCGGUCAUCCCUCUGGAGGACCUUCCAGAAGAUAGUGUGUCACACUGAUGCCCACAGCGCAGGCCAUCGCUGGUCAACAAAGACGUGUUUAUAGCAGCUUAAUUGUGUCAGAAGAACAAAAAACUGUGUGGACUUUAAAAGCUCUGAGCCAAUUUUGAACAAGACUGCUCUUUUCCUGCUCACAACCAAAGCUCUUACUGCUGAAGAAGCAUUGCCAACUCUGUCUACAGAAAAUGUCAUUUAUUUCAAAAUUAAGAAGUUUUUACAGUGUUUUGUUCGCUUGUUUUAUUUUUCAAUGUAAAUAUUUUUAGUCUAUGAUUGUAGGUGUCACUGUCCCUGUCCCUUAGCUUUAAAUAUAAGUUAAUAUUUUAUUAAAGACUGUGUAUUUGUGUGUAAUUUAAUAAAACAAAAAUCUUCCCCUUA
Messenger RNA from Cynoglossus semilaevis (tongue sole), 1610 nucleotides. Its product is annotated as cell wall integrity and stress response component 3-like. The transcript has 8 exons. Bases 81 to 1235 code for a protein of 384 amino acids. NCBI's taxonomy places the organism in Eukaryota, Metazoa, Chordata, Actinopteri, Pleuronectiformes, Cynoglossidae. The record is from RefSeq and is a predicted model, not a curated record.